AUGGCUUUCACAUCUCCUAUCGACAAGGCUUUUGCUCGUGUGCGUUCCCGUUCCAGCUGCUCCUCCAACGCUGUGACUGAGUUUUGUAAUCGCUCUACUAAGUCUUCCAGCUGCUAUAUCUCACCUGGUACCACCAUCGCCGUCCAGCAUGCACUGCAUUUACUUCAUAAUGAGAUCAUUGCCUCUCAAGGUACCAGUGGAGCGCAGAUGGGCCAUGAUGAUCUAGGGUGCAUCUCUGCCAUUGAUUGGUCCAAAUUUGGAAAACCUGAGCCCUCACAGCGGGGCGAAUGGGUGACGACUCGGCGGCAUAGUCGCAAAGCCAAGGCUAACGCUAAGGCUCGCCCAUGGGAGCACCACUCCUCUCCGCUUCACAUGUCCAACAGGUUUGCUCUCCUCAGUGAAGAACCCGCUGAGAAACCUGAAAGAGCUCUGGGUAUAGGAGACUCCAUUUUAAGGCAUGUGAAAUUAGCUAGGCCUUUAGGGGCUCCAGAAGCACAGGUUAGGUGUAUUCCAGGAGCCAGGGUACCAGACAUUGCAGGUAAUCUUAGGGUCCUAGGCAAGCACAGGUUCUCGAAGAUAGUUUUCCAUGUAGGAGCUAAUGAUAUACACCUUUGUCAGUCUGAGGUUACUAAGAGUAAUGUUGUAGAGGUGUGUAAAUUAGCGAAAGCGAUGUCCGAUGCUGUAGUAUGCUCUGGCCCCAUCCCAAUGCGGCGUGGCGAUGUAGCUUACAGCAGGUUAUGGUCGCUGAACUGCUGGAUGUCCAGGUGGUGCUCCGAAAACAAUGUGAGCUUCAUAGAUAAUUGGAGCUCUUUUGAGGGCAAGGCUGGCCUGUUAGGACGGGACAGUGUCCAUCCCACUCGGGAGGGUGCUGCUCUC
Molecule: messenger RNA, 876 nt
Organism: Hemibagrus wyckioides
Lineage: Eukaryota; Metazoa; Chordata; Actinopteri; Siluriformes; Bagridae
Exons: 4
Source: RefSeq, a predicted model, not a curated record